AUGAGUGAGCUGUGGUACGAACAACCCGCGGCCACUUGGAAUGAGGCUCUCCCCUUGGGCAAUGGUCGACUUGGCGCCAUGGUCCACGGUCGCACCGAUACGGAGAUGAUCCAGCUUAACGAAGCUUCGUUAUGGUAUGGUGGGCCUCAACAACGAACACCCGAAGACGCCUUGGGCAACCUGCCAGCUCUGCGACAAGCCAUUCGCCAGGGAAAUCAUAUCGAGGCGGAAAGGCUCGUGACCACAUACUUCUUCGCAACCCCAGCAAGUCAACGACACUACGAGCCUCUCGGUAAUCUUUUCUUGGAUUUUGGACAUAAGCCCGAGAACGUUAACAAGUACGUACGUUCUUUGGACCUUACAAAGGGGGUCUUGCAUGUCAACUACGAGCACCAGGAUGUUGCAUACGAGCGACAGAUGAUUGCCACUGAUAAUCCUUCAGUACUCAUUCUGCGCGUUCGCUCCUCAGUGAAGACAGGUUUUAUGCUACGUCUGACCCGAAUGAGUGACCUUGAAUUUGAGUCGCAUGAGUACUUUGAUUAUGUCGAGACCGUCGGAAAGAGUCCUAACUUGAAAAUUCCGGGUCGUAAGGAGAAUACAAUCACCAUGCACAUCACGCCCGGUGGAAAGGGAAACCCUGCCUGUUGCAUCGUCCAUGUUCAAACCCUCGAUACGGACGGGAAAGGCAGUAUUACUAAAGAGGGCAAGAACCUGGUCGUCAAUUCUGAUGAUGCGGUAAUUUACAUCGCGGCGCGAACAAGUGUGAAUGGGAAGAAAGGUGAUAACCAUGCGGAAGCCGAUAUUGCAAGCAUUGCAUCCGCUCCACGCGAUACCUGGAGACAACAAGUCCAAGAGAACCAGAAGAUAUGGAAGCGAAUGCAUCUGACGCUCCUACCAGAUCGAUCAGACCUUUCUACAGAUAAACGAGUUUUGGAAACCAGAGACCCGGGCUUGAUAGCACUCUACCAUAACUACAGCCGCUAUUUGCUCAUGGCCUGUAGUCAUGAAGGGAGCGCGGCUUAUCCUUUACCGGCUAAUCUACAGGGAAUCUGGAACCCUUCUUUUCACCCGGCUUGGGGCUCUAGAUUUACCAUCAACAUCAAUCUGCAGAUGAAUUAUUGGUCUGCAAACCUUUGUAACCUAUCUGAAUGCGAAAUGCCUUUGUUCACACACCUCUCCCGGAUGGUAGCCAAUGGCGAGAAUACUGCGGAAAAGAUGUACGGUUGUCGUGGCUGGACUGCCCAUGCGAACACUGAUAUCUGGGCCGACACCGAUCCUGUAGACCGUUGGAUACCAGGUACGCUCUGGCCGCUCGGAGGUGCAUGGCUCUGCUGUCAUAUAUGGGAGCAUUUCCAAUUCACGGGAAACGAGAGCAUUCUCCGAGAAUAUUUUCCAGUUCUUCGUGGAUGUGUCGAGUUUCUCCUCGACUUCCUGAUCAAAGAUUCAUCUGGAAAAUAUCUAGUGACAUCCCCAUCCGUCUCGCCUGAGAAUUCAUAUUACGACAAGAAAGGACAGAAGGGUGUGCUAUGUGAGGGAGCAACCAUUGACAUCCAAAUAAUUGAUGCUGUGCUACGAGACUUCGAGUUAGCAACCGCGCAACUAGGCAUGACGGAUGAUUCCCUCCUUCCCCAGGUUCACUCAACUCGCACUCGGCUCCCACCUAUGCAGAUCAGCCCGAAAGGCUACCUACAAGAAUGGGCUGAAGACCAUGACGAAGUCGAGCCUGGCCAUCGACACACGUCUCAUUUAUGGGCCCUCUACCCCGGCAAUGCGAUCACGCCAGACAAGACCCCCAACCUCGCAGCUGGGUGCAGAGAGACGCUUCGCCGACGCGCCGAGCACGGAGGUGGUCACACAGGCUGGAGUCGUGCCUGGCUCAUCAAUCUGUACGCCCGACUCCGUGACACGGCGGAAUGUCAAAAGCAUCUCGACUUAUUACUGGCGAAAUCUACCCUUCCGAAUCUCUUUGACAAUCACCCGCCAUUCCAGAUCGAUGGUAAUUUUGGUGGGGCUGCAGGUAUCGUGGAGAUGUUGAUUCAGUCCCACGAGUCGGGAUUUAUUCGACUCCUCCCAGCCUGUCCGAGCGACUGGACGGGAACCAUCCAUGGCGUGCGUGCUCGAGGGGGCUUCGAACUGGACUUUAGCUUUGAAAAUGGAGCUCUUGUGGGUGAUGUCAUUAUCCAGUCCCAGGGAGAAAAGAAAGUCACUCUUGUUUUCCCGGGUGGGUUUGAGUUGAAUAUUGAGUGUGCUGGCAAAUCCAGGUUCCCGCCGGAGAUUUACUCUAGAUAG
Molecule: messenger RNA, 2289 nt
Organism: Penicillium pulvis
Lineage: Eukaryota; Fungi; Ascomycota; Eurotiomycetes; Eurotiales; Aspergillaceae
Product: glycoside hydrolase family 95 protein
Exons: 1
Coding region: 1-2289 (762 amino acids)
Biological process (GO): carbohydrate metabolic process
Molecular function (GO): alpha-L-fucosidase activity
Source: RefSeq, a predicted model, not a curated record